GAUUCGUAUUGGUUCUGCUCCUUUCUAUUCCCGCCGAUUAGGGUUCUUUCUUUCUUUUUUCUGCGUCCCCGGCUUGGUCUGGUCGGAACAAAUUUCCCGGGAAAUCGGAGCGCCGAUCCGUUUUCCCUGCCGGAAAUCGUAUUCGCCUCCUUUACCUGCCGUUUUCCGACCCCCGAAAAAAAAGAAAUUCAAUCCCCAGUCAGUAUCCUCUCCGCCGUCUUGUCUAGUCCUUUCCCUCCUCCGACUUUGAAUUCGAACCUUCACGCUUUUCGAGGCGGAUGCUCCUCCCAAUUUGUCCGUCGAUGAUCGACCUGCUUUUCUUCGAUUUCCUAUUUAUCGAAGUUUCAUUCUUCAUCCUAAUUUAGUUUGGGAAGCUCCAGUUCAUAGAUACUCUCCUCCAGGAGAAGUCAACUGUUCUGGUUUUAAGGGCGGGGAGAAAUGGCCAGUCAGGGUGGUUCAUCGAGGAGGAGUAUGUCGCUGUCGAACGUGUCAGCGCAGGCAAAGAAGAAAGCAUUUGAAAAUGGAGGAGGAUUAGGGUCGGACCCCUCACGCAAAUCUCUUUCCUCGUCUCGUUCCAUGGGAUUAACCGGAGAGCGUACUGUCAAGAGAUUGCGCCUAUCAAAGGCCCUCACAGUCCCCGAAAGUACAACUGUUUACGAGGCUUGCCGCCGAAUGGCUGCUCGUAGAGUUGAUGCUCUACUGCUAACUGAUUCUAACGGGCUGCUCUGUGGUAUCCUUACAGAUAAGGAUAUAACAACAAGAGUUGUAGCUCAGGAUCUGAAUCUCGAAGAAACACCCGUUUCUAAAGUCAUGACACGGAACCCUCUAUUCGUUCUUUCAGAUACUCUUGCCGUGGAGGCCCUCCAAAAGAUGGUUCAAGGAAAGUUUAGACAUUUGCCUGUUGUGGAGAAUGGGGAGGUCAUUGCUUUACUCGACAUAGCCAAAUGUUUAUAUGAUGCUAUUGCACGCAUGGAGAGGGCAGCUGAAAAGGGAAAAGCUAUUGCUGCAGCAGUUGAAGGCGUUGAGAAAAAUUGGGGCACGUCGACAACCGGCCCCAAUACAUUUAUAGAGACUCUGCGAGAACAGAUGUUUAAGCCCUCUCUAUCAACGAUCAUUUCUGAGAAUUCAAAGAUUGUAACAGUUGCACCAACAGAUACAGUCUCAACUGCUGCAAAGAAGAUGCUCGAAUCUCGAUCCAGCUCAGCAAUCGUGACAGUUGAAAGUAAACCACGGGGGAUUCUAACCUCAAAGGAUAUUCUGAUGCGAGUUAUAGCACAAAAUCAUUCCUCAGAUUCUACUCCUGUGGAGAAGGUCAUGACUCCUAAUCCGGAAUGUGCAACGGUUGAUACCCCCAUUGUGGAUGCUUUGCACACCAUGCAUGACGGGAAGUUCUUGCACCUCCCAGUGGUUGACAGGGAUGGAAGCGUAGUUGCUGUUGUUGAUGUAAUCCACAUCACUCAUGCUGCUGUUGCCACUGUUGGCAGUACUGCUGGAAUUACUAAUGAGGCUGCAACUUCUAUGAUGCAAAAGUUCUGGGAUUCAGCUCUGGCUUCCAGUGCUGUGGAUGAUGACGAAGAGACUAGGAGUGAAGGUUCCCUGAAAUUUGCUUCUGAAGGAGGAGAGACUGGGAGAUUACACCCUUACAAUUCAUCAGCCUCACCUAACAUAUUUGCCUUUAAGAUUGAGGACAGGAAAGGUCGAAUGCAUAGGUUUACAUGCGAUACUAGAAACAUUACAGACCUCAUUACUUCUAUCAUCCAGAGAGUGGGUGAUGACAUUGACAGGAACAAUUUGCCUCAAGUUUUGUAUGAAGAUGAAGACCACGACAAAGUCGUGUUAGCAUCAGAUAGUGAUCUUGCAGCGGCUGUUGACCAUGCAAGGUCAGCUGGUUGGAAGGGGCUGAGGUUGCAUCUAGAUUAUUCAGGGAAGGGUGGACGGAGGAAAGGUUCCAAAGGUGGAGACAUGGAUUACGCUCAUCAUGCGGAUGCAUGGGCUGCAGCUUAUAGGGGUGUUGCAGCGGGAGCUGCCCUGGUUGCUGGCUUAGGGGUAUUGGCCUACCUGAAAAGAGCCGGUACUUGAUCUGAUCUUAGUGAUAGAAAUGCCAGGUUGAAGGAGAAAGAAUUUCGCAACGAAGCGGCACACAAAUAAAGUUCUCUGAAAUUGAGAAUUACAACCUCGGUUUAUAUUGACCGUGACCGUGAGUGGUCUGACACUUGAUGCUUGUCUGUUUGUCUUUUGGGGGCGCUUUGCUGUUAAUGUAAGUGGUUGGGGUAUAGAAAGUGUAUUUCCUGUCACCAAAGCCUUUUUUUUUUUUUUUUUCUUUUGCAAUUCUCGAACUGAGAGGCGUUAGCGGGUGAUUGAGAGAGGGAAGGCCACAAAGGGAAUUUGCUUUGAAAUUCUUAAAAAGCAAUGUCCUCACUCAUCUCAUUUGGUGUUUGGCUUUUGAGCAGUUAUUAUAUCAAAGUCAUGUGUACAGAAGGAAUAAUGUUCAUUCAUAUGAACAAGUCUAAAAAUUCCUUGCGGCGUUUGAGGCAAAAAUCAAAAUGGUGUGAAUUCGUAUGUUCGUGUGGGAGAUUUGCUUGAUAAUAGAUUGUUUAUUAAACUCU
Molecule: messenger RNA, 2606 nt
Organism: Punica granatum (pomegranate)
Lineage: Eukaryota; Viridiplantae; Streptophyta; Magnoliopsida; Myrtales; Lythraceae
Source: RefSeq, a predicted model, not a curated record